CAAUUGAUGAACUCAUUUAAAAUUCUUCGUUUUUAAAAUUUGAAAUUAAAAUUUGUGUCUGUAAUAUUUUUAUGUGAGAAAAAUUUUCGAAAACAAUUAAAAAUUAAGAAAAAUAGAAGCGUAACAAUUCCAGAUAAUCGAAACUGGCAAAAAAUUGGCAGCUAAUCUCAAUUGAGAAAGCGAAAAAAAUACAUUUUCGGUGUGAAAUUGUUAUUAUAAAGCAGGAAAAAUUGAUCGACUCGGAGAUUUAUACGCAAAUGUGCUUAGAAGAAUGGAUCUGGCUUUUGAAAAUUAUUUAGCCCAAGACAGUAGUUCAAUCGAACCCGAUGACAUACCAAAAACCAAUAAUCCCGUGUGGAUUCUCGGCCGAAAAUAUAAUGCAAUCCAAGAGCUUGAACUUAUCAGACGAGAUGUUCAAUCACGAGUAUGGUGCACGUAUCGAAAAGGUUUUGUUCCACUCGGAAGACCCCAGUUAACAACUGACAAAGGGUGGGGCUGCAUGCUGCGAUGUGGACAGAUGUUACUUGCACAGUCCCUUCUAGAAUUGCAUUUAGGUAGAGAUUGGUUUUGGCACAGUGAAACAAGAGAUCCCACCUAUUUAAAGAUUGUAAACAGAUUUGAAGACAGUAGAAAGAGUCCGUUUUCGAUACAUCAAAUUGCGAUGAUGGGUGAUUCAGAAGAUAAACGUGUAGGUGAAUGGUUUGGACCCAAUACAGUUGCACAGGUUCUCAAAAAAUUGGUUAAAUACGAUGAUUGGUGCAGUUUGACAAUACACGUGGCAAUGGAUAAUAACGUUGUUAUUCAAGAAAUAAUUAAAUUAUGUGAAAAAGGCGACACAUGGAAACCAUUACUUUUGAUCAUUCCGCUACGUCUUGGACUGAGUGAAGUAAAUCCAAUCUAUAUAAAUGGUUUAAAGAAAAGCUUUGAAAUUCCCGGCACAGUUGGUCUUAUUGGUGGCAAGCCAAAUCAAGCCCAUUAUUUCAUUGGUUACGUUGGUGACGAAGCACUAUAUUUGGACCCACAUACAACACAAAAGUGUGGCAGUGUUAAAGAUAAAUUGACAGCAAGCGAAAUGGAAAUUGACGAAACGUAUCAUCAAAAAUUUGCGGCUCGCAUAAACUUUGAGAAAAUGGAUCCUUCAUUAGCUCUGUGUUUUAUAUGCAAGACACGGACCGAAUUUGAUGAGUUAUGUGCAAGACUUAAGAGUGACAUCAUUAGCACCGGUAGUCAACCAUUAUUUGAAAUAACCGAAACAAGUCAAACACCGUGGCGUUCAUGUCCGUCUACAACAACUUCACAAUCGCAACAUUUUCCGCGAACUGACUUGACAUCAAAUUCAAUUGCGUCUGAUUCAACGUCGAAGCAUAACACAGACGAUUCAGAAGAAGAUUUCGAGUUUAUAUUAUGAAAAGUAAUUUGUAACAUAUUAUGGAUUAUUAAAAAUUGUUGUCAA
Molecule: messenger RNA, 1453 nt
Organism: Contarinia nasturtii (swede midge)
Lineage: Eukaryota; Metazoa; Arthropoda; Insecta; Diptera; Cecidomyiidae
Gene: Atg4a
Product: cysteine protease ATG4B
Exons: 7
Coding region: 272-1408 (378 amino acids)
Molecular function (GO): protein-phosphatidylethanolamide deconjugating activity
Source: RefSeq, a predicted model, not a curated record